This is a messenger RNA of Pangasianodon hypophthalmus (striped catfish), 3878 nucleotides long. It is a transcript of the gene sarm1, whose product is annotated as sterile alpha and TIR motif containing 1. Lineage: Eukaryota; Metazoa; Chordata; Actinopteri; Siluriformes; Pangasiidae. Gene Ontology annotation, cellular component: dendrite. Gene Ontology annotation, biological process: response to axon injury; negative regulation of MyD88-independent toll-like receptor signaling pathway; signal transduction. The coding region runs from base 696 to 2855 and encodes 719 amino acids. Gene Ontology annotation, molecular function: NAD+ nucleosidase activity; signaling adaptor activity; protein binding. The transcript is spliced from 9 exons. The record is from RefSeq and is a predicted model, not a curated record.
UUAUUGAUCCACGUGUCAUGAACAACAACAGAACACAUAAGGCUACACCAGCGCGUUAAAAUGAGCUAACUAGUAAAACAAACAAACAAAGAAACAAAAAAAGAUUUCUCCUGGAGGUCUGCUGGAGGGCAAGAAGGCAAAAACAUGGCAGAUGCCCAGUCUGCUGUUAUUCUUUUGCUUCCUCAGUUCAUUUGUAAACAGAAAUGAACUGACUGGUUGUAUGAACGCGUAUAUGAGUGGAUUUAUUUACUCUAAUGAACCCCUAGCUGGUGUAGUACUCCUCUCUGCCUCCAGAGGGCGACAUUGCAGUCCUGCUUCUGUGCUGCUUUGUUGCUGAGGAGGAAGAAACAGCCGGGAGCUCCCGGUGAAGAUGCACCAAGAGGAAGUGCCAAUGAAAAAGAUUUUAUUUUGCGCAUAAACGCGACACUUUGGAGAUAAAUUUAUUUAAAAGGAGUUGGUGCUGAUUAUCUCCACACGACGCAGAGCUGUGUUUGGCUGACAGUGACAUCAUCACGUGCUGCAGUUUGGAGAAGAGGGCAAGAAGACUUGCAUUAUUGAUUUAUUUGUUGUUUAUACAUUAAACAGGUUAAAGACACAGCUGAAGAUAAAACACUGUAUCCUGGAAGUGUUACAGUGUAGCAUAGUUACAGAUUUCCAAACCAAGCAAUUCACAGGCAAUGAUAAACGUUUCUUAGAUGCUCUUGUCUCUCGCUGUUUGCCUUAGCAAUAUAUAUCGACGCUUCCCAAUGUUCAGUUCGGACAGACUCACUGUUCCUGAGCGGGUCAACCGGCUUCAGCCGCGCAUAUUGACCCCUGACCCCAGGUCUGUUUCACCUGGCCUUCAUGCCGAUGUCCAGGUCGUGUUGGAUAGCUCACUUCCAGCACUGCGGACUGCCGUGAAAACACUCAAGUCCUCCAAAGACACUGGAGAUGUGCCAAAGACUCGGCAAGCUAUCGCCGAAAUAUUCCAGCUUGUUGAGGAGGCCUGGGUUUUGCCUGCGGUUGGCCGGCAAGUGGCUGAGGAAAUCUGCCACAGAAUACGACUGGACGGAGGUCUGGAGUCACUUCUGCAGCUACUGCGGACACCUGCUGAGGACAUCACGUAUGAGUCUGCCAAGCUGCUUGAGCAGAUUCUGAUCUCAGAGAACAGAGACUAUGUAGCACGCAUGGGCCUCGGUGUGAUCCUGAACCUGACCCGUGAGCAGGAGGAUGCCCAGCUUGCGCGGAGCAUCUCGGGCAUCCUGGAGCACAUGUUCAAGCACACGGAGGAGACGUCAGCCCAGCUCAUUGGAGACGGAGCUCUGGAUGCGUUGCUGUUCUGGUGCCGGGGUACAGAUCCCACUGUGCUGCGCCAUUGUGCCGUGGCUCUGGCCAACUGCGCCAUGUACGGUGGGCACCGGUGCCAGCGGCUGAUGAUCGAGAAGCAGGCAGCUGAGUGGCUCUUCCCGCUGGCCUUCUCCAAGGAGGAUGAGCUGAUCCGCUUCCACGCAUGCUUGGCUGUGGCUGUGCUGGCUGCUAACAGGGAGCUGGAGAGUGAGGUGGUGAAGUCAGGCACGCUGGAGCUAGUGGAGCCGUUCAUCGCCUCUCUUGACCCGGAUGAGUUUGCGCGCAGCCUGCAGGACAGCGCUGACAGCGUUCAGGGACGCACCGCUGCCGACCUGCAGCACCUGUUGCCCCUUCUGGAUGGGACGCGGCUUGAGGGAAAGUGCAUCGCUGCUUUCUAUCUUUGUGUAGAGAGUAGCAUCAAGUCCCGGCAGCGCAACACCAAGAUAUUUCAGGAGAUUGGAGCAGUUCAGAGCUUAAAGAGGAUUGUCAUGUACUCAAGCAAUGCCACCACGCUCUCUCUGGCCAAAAGGGCCCUGAAGAUGAUGGGUGAAGAUGUUCCACGCCGCAUACUCUCCUCUGUUCCUAACUGGAAAACAGUGGAGGUACAAACAUGGCUGCAGCAGAUUGGCUUUAGUGCCUUCAGUGAUCGAUUCCAGGAGCUGCAGGUGGAUGGAGACCUGCUACUUAACAUCACUGAGGAGAACCUGAUGAAUGACCUGGCCAUGACCUCUGGGAUCACCCGCAAAAGGUUUAUGCGAGACCUGCGGGUACUGAAGACUUAUGCUAACUACUCCAUGUGUGACCCUAAUAAUCUGGCCGACUGGUUGGCUGACCUGGACCCACGGUUCCGUCAGUACACCUACAGUAUGGUGCAGUCUGGUGUGGAUCGUAACAACCUCCUCCAGAUAACAGAUGAGCACCUGCAGCGGGACUGCCACAUAGAGAACGGAAUCCACAGAACUCAGAUCAUCGCUGCUGCGCGCCGACCUGCCAGGCCUUGUUUCAUUGACUCACAGCGCACAGGUCCAGAUGUGUUCAUCAGCUACCGGCGCACCACUGGAUCUCAGCUUGCCAGUCUGCUGAAGGUGCACUUGCAGGUGCGUGGCUUCAGCGUUUUCAUCGAUGUGGAGAAACUGGAGGCAGGCAAGUUUGAGGAGAAGCUGAUAACCAGCGUGCAGAGAGCGCGUAACUUCAUCCUGGUGCUGUCUGCCAAUGCUCUGGACAAAUGCAUGGGUGACACCGGCAUGAAAGACUGGGUUCAUAAGGAGAUUGUCACCGCCCUCAAAGGCAAGAAGAACAUUGUUCCUGUCACUGACAACUUUCAGUGGCCUGAUCCCAACUCUCUUCCUGAGGACAUGCGCGCCGUUCUGACAUUUAACGGCAUCAAGUGGUCCCAUGAGUAUCAGGAAGCCUCAAUAGAAAAGAUUCUUCGCUUCCUGAAGGGAGGCCCCAGUCAAGAGCAGCUGGACAGCUCAAAGACCUGCAUGGAACCAGAGCAGAACGUUCUUCCUGCCACUCACGAAUGCUGAGCUUUCCCACUGAUCAUAUGCACACCCAGUCAGUAACCAAACCAUACUACUAACCUCUGAUAGGCCAGUUCUGUGACUUUUCGUGGUAGGAUUAAAAAGAGUGAUACAUAGAAGAAAUAAAAAGUACUGUAAAGGUAUAUCAUCCGUACUCCUUUGAUCCUUAAUAUGUCACGGAAAGCUAACACUGCUUAAUCACUCAGGAAUACACGUACAGUGUCUGUUCCCUACCAUAUCUAUGUAAUCAACUAUUUGUUACUUUUCAUUACAGAUGGUGUUACUUAAUCAGUCUAAAAUCAGAGUUGGUAACAUAGUGCAGUAUGUGGUAUGGUUGUUCACUUUCUUGAUUUGUUUCUUGUACUGAAUAUAAUACAAGGAUAUAAUAUAAGGGCAUUAGUGCUGAACACCUGAUUGCUAGAUAAAAACAAGUCAUGUAACUGGGUUGAUGUAUGAAAAAACAGUGCUGAUCGCUACUGCUACAAUGCGUUACCUGAUAAAAUUAGCAUGAAACGUUCCUUUUUGUUAUCCAGUUGAAACAAUGCCCCUUUGCAGGAAUUGGGUAAAUUCAAAAGCUUAAAUCUAUACAAGCUUUCUAACACAUUGCUACUUACUUUGUAGCUCAACAAGCUAAAAAUGGCUACUUGACUCAGACCUAGCUACAAUAUCACACACAGUAUUGCAAAUUAGUUAUUGUCACCACAGCCCAAUGUAUAGUUACCUGUUGGCAAAGUUCUAUAUGCUGUUAUAUACUUGCAUCAUACACUCUUCACACCAUUAUAAUAAGCUCUUAAACACCCACAAAAUCAAUGAUCUUAACAUCUCUAACAGUGUUCUCAGCUUUACACUCUUAUGGGCUGAUGCCUGCUGCCUUAAUAUUUAAAGAUCAUGUUUAUAUAGUAAAUGUAUGUUUGGUGUAGAAAAAACUGAGAGAACAGGCCAAGUGAUCAGGAAAUAACUGUACAAUAAAAACUGUACUUUCUGUUCAGAAAUAAUUUUCAAUAAACUGUUUUUUUUUGGAAAGAUCGA